AUGGCUGAUACUAUCAUGCAAGACACUGUCAUGCAGGAUGCUGAUAUGCAGGAUACUGACAUGCAAGAUACCACACAAGAUACUACCACAGAAGACACUACCACGCAAGACACUGUCGCGCCGGGCCUCGUGCGAAAAAUAGCGAAGAUGAGAAGAUCCGGCCGGGAAAGACACCCCCGCGAAAACCUCUGGAAACCUACCGAAAAAUUCCACCUUCUCCAUCUCUACACCACCCACAAAGAUAUUUCGAGGCUUGAUAAUGGCCACUUCCACUACCGCAUAGGCGCAGUAGCUAGCUUAAUGCGCGACAUGACGACCGAGUCCGUAAAACAUCACCCAGGAGGCUUGUUACACGCGUCUGAUCCAUGGUUUUCCAGAACUUACACCGAUGCUUUAAUUCAAACCAUGUUGCGACUGUGGCUUAGGGAAGAAGAUGACUUGGCGUUUGAGUUGGAGGCUGAGUUGAACGCUCACUAUGGUGUUGUUCCAGACCCCGCAGCAGAAGAGGCCACAGUCCAGUGGCAAAGACGAGCACUGGAAAAGGAGUCAAAAAUGGCGGAGCAGAGUGUGAAGAAAGCUUUGAAGAGAGCUUUGGAGAGAAAAUCGGAGCAGCAGCGAGAAACACCGGAGGAAAAAUUGGCUAAGGAAUUAGCGAAAGAAUUGAAGCAGCGGGAAAAUGACAUACUUAAAGAAAAGAAAUUCCAAGAAAAAAAGCGCAAAAGUAGAGAAAAGCGUAUUCAAGAUUCGAACGAAGCACUUAGAUUAGCAUUUACAAAAGUUAAAAAGCCUGUUGUCAUUAGUAAGACCGAUGCUUGA
This is a messenger RNA of Botrytis fragariae, 816 nucleotides long. RefSeq lists its product as uncharacterized. Lineage: Eukaryota; Fungi; Ascomycota; Leotiomycetes; Helotiales; Sclerotiniaceae. The record is from RefSeq and is a predicted model, not a curated record. Bases 1 to 816 code for a protein of 271 amino acids. The transcript has a single exon.